This is a messenger RNA of Magallana angulata, 1209 nucleotides long. RefSeq names its product nucleoporin Nup37-like. The record is from RefSeq and is a predicted model, not a curated record. The coding region runs from base 81 to 1085 and encodes 334 amino acids. Lineage: Eukaryota; Metazoa; Mollusca; Bivalvia; Ostreida; Ostreidae. Gene Ontology annotation, cellular component: nuclear pore outer ring. Gene Ontology annotation, molecular function: protein binding. The transcript is spliced from 8 exons.
UGACUUGGAGGUACAAAAAAGGCUUUCUGAAAAAGCGCCACACUAUUUUACACUGUUGUUGAACAGUUGACUCAUUGGAUAUGGUUAUUACGGAGCAAUAUACACCAGCAACAUACUAUAUUCCAUGUCAUGACAUAGUCAACACUUUGGAGUUUUGUCCAUAUAAUUGGUGCUCAUGCUUACUUGCAGUUGGAACCAAUUCACGAGUUGUCCUCUAUCGAUGUAGGUUUACCACUGAGGAGUGUGAAGAAGAUGAGUCAGUGCAUGAGGAUUUUGAGUUUAAGCUUCUAAAGGACAUCCAAAAUGGUUGCCCAGUUCGGUCACUUUCCUGGUCACCUAUGUCAUCAUAUAAGUCAUAUGAACAGCCAGAUUCAGUAAGGAUUGCUGCAGCUGGAAGUGAUAGGAGAAUCAAAGUAUUAACAACAGAUCUCCUUCAAGAAGUAGAUGCUAUGGUCUUGGAGGGACAUUCAGACUUCAUAAAUUCUCUUGCCUAUAAUCCUGGAAAUGGAGACAUGUUGGUUUCUACAGGAGAUGACUACACAUGCAGACUAUGGGGCAAUGAUGGCAGUCAGCAGGCAUGUUUCCAGCUUAGUGCACCAGGAAUGUCAGUUUAUAUACAUGAGAAAGAGCCAGGAAAGGUGGUGGUAGCCCAAAAAAAUGGCCUCAUCAAGAUUUUUAGCCUUGAUCUCCAGCACCAAAUCAGCUCCUGUGACUGUGGCAUUUCUCCAUUGAUGGCAAUUGACUUGUGUAAUUCGGAUGAAGAUAUAAUUGGAGCAGUAGCAGGGACUGAAUGGAUGGUCUUUCAGCUAUCUAGGUCUAGUCAGCCUUUGGAAAAGAGACAGGCCCACACAGACGGAGUGCAAGACAUAAAAUGGUGUAAAAGUAAUCCAAACUUGCUGGCCACCUCUGGUCGCCCUGGAAGACAAAUUAAAGUCUUUAGCACUAGACAUCACCAGAUGCCAUUGAAUACAUCAAUAAAGGUGUCAUAUGGAGUCAGCUGGCAUGCUCAGUUACCUGUAUUAGCAGUAGGAGGGGACUCAAAAGUGCAUCUGUUCUAUAUAGAGCCAGCUAAACCUCAUUCUUGAUACAAAAGUAACAUAACUUGAUUGAAGGACAUUUCAGCUUUACAUAUGAAGAAAAAUGAAGCUGUUGGCAUUGUGUAAAAAAAACAGAAAUAGGAAAUACUGCAUUAAAUUGAUUGAAAAUGAA